This is a messenger RNA of Humulus lupulus (European hop), 870 nucleotides long. Its product is annotated as Golgi apparatus membrane protein-like protein ECHIDNA. Gene Ontology annotation, cellular component: Golgi membrane. Gene Ontology annotation, biological process: protein secretion; vesicle-mediated transport. The record is from RefSeq and is a predicted model, not a curated record. NCBI's taxonomy places the organism in Eukaryota, Viridiplantae, Streptophyta, Magnoliopsida, Rosales, Cannabaceae. Bases 144 to 695 code for a protein of 183 amino acids. The transcript is spliced from 6 exons.
UAGAUAUAAUUGCACCUCUCGUCCGGUUGUUGUUCUGCAAAAGGGGGAAGGAUCCAUUAAUCUCUGUAAUGUUAAUCUCUUCUCUCCUUCUUAACAUACUUUGAUUUCACACGAUCUCCAUUCUCGAGCUUCAGAUUUGGAAGAUGGAUCUCAACCAGCCUGCGGGGGAGAACUAUGCCAACCCACAAAUAUGCUUCUUUCAUGUUCUUUUCAAGGCCUCAGCUUUGGCGUUUUACAUACUUUCUUCCCUCUUUUUUGAUAGCUUUGUGAUCAUUUUUGUGGUGACUGUUCUUCUUGCUGCUCUUGAUUUUUGGGUAGUUAAAAAUGUGAGUGGUCGUAUUCUAGUUGGAUUGAGGUGGUGGAAUGAGAUAAAUGAUCUUGGUGAGAGUGUUUGGAAGUUUGAAUGCCUUGACCAAGAGUCAUUGGCCCGGAUGAACAAAAAAGAUUCAUGGCUAUUCUGGUGGACACUUUACCUUACGGCUGUUCUAUGGAUUUUGCUUGGAAUAUUCUCUCUCAUAAGGUUUCAGGCUGAUUAUCUCCUGGUCGUUGGAGUUUGUUUGACCCUCAGUAUUGCAAACAUUGUAGGCUUUACCAAAUGCCGCAAAGAUGCAAAGAAGCAGAUCCAACAAUUCGCCACCCAGACCAUUGCGUCGCGCUUUUCGUCUACCAUACAAUCAGCAUUUACCGUUGUCUGAGCUACCCAGGUGCGAUGGGUGCACGUACUGUAAAUGAACACUAUAUUGGCCAGCAUUAACCUGAGUUUCGUUACAAGAUGGCAUAUUAUAGAGAUUUUUGUUCGCCUUGUUGAGUUUUCUAAUUGUUUGUUUGAUAAACAUGUUGAAGUUCAAUUCAAGUCAAGCUGCUUGUACA